Molecule: messenger RNA, 6283 nt
Organism: Patella vulgata (common limpet)
Lineage: Eukaryota; Metazoa; Mollusca; Gastropoda; Patellidae
Product: heparan-sulfate 6-O-sulfotransferase 1-B
Exons: 3
Coding region: 1044-2084 (346 amino acids)
Cellular component (GO): membrane
Molecular function (GO): heparan sulfate 6-sulfotransferase activity
Source: RefSeq, a predicted model, not a curated record
GACAUCUCGACGUUACGAUAAAAAUAACACGAUGAUACGACAGAAUAAAGUGUCGUAUGAUUGCGUCAAUACUGUCGUGAUGUCGUGUUGUCGCGUUAUGAAAGGGCGAGAUUUAACAUGGCCACUAUCAGCCACCAUAGGUCAGGUUACCGGAAACAUAACAUUUUGUUUUUGGCCUAAUUGCGACUUUGUCGACCGACAGCGUGUGUCCUGGCCCAGUCGAUGCAGUACAAGUAGAACGUUAAACCCCAUUUCAUUUCUUUUAGAGUUGUUGUACAAGUUUCUUUAAGCAUGCAAAAAAAACUCCCAAAAAACCCAAACAAUUUGUGAUGUUGAGGUGUGGCACGGUGCACAAAAAACCUGGGAAUCGCCAUGAUUCAUUCGUCCGUUUGUUGGACGUGCCGAUUAUAAUAUGUGCGAAUGAAUCAAGUGCACAAGCUUCCUUCGUUAAUCGCCCUGUGUCUCUUUUUUUUUUGACAAAUAAUAAUUUAUCCUUAUUAAAAAAAAAGCUGAUAAUUUAUUUGGUUUGGUUCAGAAAUAGGAAAUUUUAUAUUUUAAUUUCCAUGUAAAAGAAAACCACUCUUCUACGAAAAUCCAAAGUAUGGACGUUUAGCAGUACCGGUAGCACAUUUUCAUCUAAAUUCCACUGACAGUCAGUCAGUCUAGGCCCACUCUUACACAGUGCAGUCCAGUUCAGUCCAGUCAGCCUUGGCAUUGUUUGCAGUUUAACACUUUAUGGUUAAGGGUUGGCCUACUCUAAAUGUGUUUUAAUAUAUUAACUGUACGGAAGUGAAGUUAUUCAACAUGAGCAUUUGAAUGGUUGAGCACUAUAAAGUAGCAUUACUCAUUUCCUGAUUUAAAGAGUAAACAAAGUUAUAAUACAUUGUAUGAGAAUUACAGUUUUAACUUAACAAACGACUGAAGGAAAAUUGACAUUUUCAGUGAUAUUUUACCCAUCAGCCUUUGCUAAAAUGUGUUUUUGUUAUGAUAGUCAAAUCAAAAUAUUUGCUUAAUGUUUUCAAUGAGGUUAGCAGACAUAGAUAAUGACACCCACUAAAUGGAAAGCUCUACUUUUCUUUGUGAUAUUUUUGUCGGUUUCAGGAUUUUUCUACACUCAAUAUUAUAGCGAAUGUUUUCUGAGAAAUUGUCCUCAUCUAAAAUAUGUCGGUGAGGAUGCAUCUCGACUUUUAGAUACAACUAAUGAAUCCCGGAAAUUGAGCAAAAAUGAUAUUGAUUUUGAAAAGGAAGACGUGAUUGUAUUUCUUCACAUUCAGAAAACCGGGGGAACCUUUUUUGGAAGGAAUCUUGUGAAAAAUUUAGCGGUUGAUCCACCCUGCAUCUGUGGACUCAAGGGGAAAAAAAGGUGCGAUUGUUUUACAAAGAAUAGAAAAAUUUGGUUAUUUAGUCGCUAUUCUACUGGCUGGCUGUGUGGUCUUCAUGCUGAUUGGACAGAACUUAAGUCAUGUGUGGAUGCUAAAAUGGAUCAAAAGGAAGGACGACACCGUAAUAGAAGAUUUCAUUAUAUUACUGUACUAAGAAAUCCAAUACUUCGCUAUCUUAGUGAAUGGAAGCAUGUUGCACGGGGAGCCACAUGGAAAGGUUCAAGACUUUAUUGUAACGGACGUGAAGCAACUUUAGAGGAGGUUCCGUUUUGUUAUGAGGAUUCUGAUUGGAUGGAUGUUACCCUUGAGGAAUUUUUAGACUGUCCGCACAAUCUAGCAAAUAAUAGACAAACUCGCAUGUUAGCGGAUUUAAGUAAAGUUAAUUGUUAUAACACGACUACAAUGAGUUCGAAGGAAAGAGAUUUCAAAAUGUUACAAAGUGCCCAAAAAAAUCUUCAAGACAUGGCAUACUUUGGACUAACGGAAUAUCAGAAUUAUUCCCAGCUUUUGUUUGAGGAAACAUUUAACGUGCCCUUUAUUGAUGACUUUGAACAAAAAGAAGACACAAAAGGAAGUAAAGUGAAGAUAGAUUCUUACCUUGAGAGACUAACGGAAAGGAAUCAUUUAGACAUUAAACUAUAUGAGUUUGCUAAAGAUCUGUUCUUUUGGCGAGUACAUAAUAUACUCAAUAUUACUGUUUGAUGAAAUUUAAUUUUCAUUUGUAUUUUAUUAUCAGACUGAAUCGUUCUACCGUUUCAGUGGUCUAUAACACAUGUAGCUAGAGCUGCCACCAUACAUGUACCUGUAUAUCAUUCAGUGCAUGGUGAUUCACCAUCUCGUACCUCGCUGUAUGAGUAUCAAGAUGCUCCUUUGAUUCUUCAACCCCAUCUUUUUCUCUUACAAACUAGGUCAAUUCGUUACAACACAUCUUUAACUACAAGUACAUGUAGGGUACUAUACACGUACAGUACAUGUAGCAAUGGGAGGAAACUGCAUGACCAGGUGAAAACCAAGACGACUGAACUAGAGAACUUACUCUUUGUCAUAUGCUAUCUGUGAAUCAAAACCAAGCCAUUUGACACAUUGGCAGGGAGAAAGGUCCCACAAUUCAAUCUAAUUAUUUUUAUAAUUUAUGUAAAUGUACUGUGUACAUUGUAUAACAUAUUUAUUUUAUAGUUUUUAUAUGCCCACAUUGAAAUGUGUUGUAUAUUGUCUACACCCCCAUCCGGUAGUCCAGCAUCCACAAUUGCUAGUAGACUCUCUAGAGGCUGAAGAUAAUAACUGAUUGACUUUAAAUUUAUACAUAGUGUUUGCAGUCAUGAGACGAAAAAUCCUAUUACUUUUCACUACUAGAGUUAUGACUUGAUUACUUGAGAAAUCUUAUGGAUGUUAUAGAGGCUAAAGUUAAUAUAAAUUCAAACUCAUGAGAUAAACAAUCGAAAACAAAUGAUUUCUGAUAAUUACGUAAAGGGUUAUUACUCGUAAUCAGAUUUAAGUGUUUUGUAAAUGUUUCCAUUACUUACAAAAAUAAAAAAUAUGUGACAACCCUUGUUGCCUGCUUGGACGACUUAGCUGCUAUGGACGUAUGGUUAUUUUAGUUUCCUUUCAACCUAUCUUUUUUUUUAUUCACAAGGAAUGGUCACACAUCAUGUGAGCAUCAAAGCAAUUCACUAUAGCAAUAGAAAUAUCUGAUAAACAAAAUGGGCUAAUCUAAGCUAUCUCACCUCAAAUUUUCAAAAAGUAAUAUAUGAUCGGUGCUGGCAAAUUGAGUUUCGAUGAGGAAAUUUUGAAAAUUGAGGUAUUGUUAUUUUCACAUUCUCCACCUUUAAUACCUUCAAAAUGAUGUAGAGUUGGUAUGAAUCGUACAAAAAUUGACUGAGCUAUAGUUCCGACAAAAAGCAAGUUAAAGAUUUCGGUAUGGUCUAAAGCAAAACCACGGCAUAAUAUUUGUUAAUUUUUUCGUUUAAUAGGUCUUUCUGUGUUAUACCAUACAUGUAAUUUAGAACAAAAGAGAGUAGUCCAUAGAUUAGUAAUGUAGGUUUUGUAUAUAAUAACUUUUAUGGGAAUAACUUCUGUUAAUCUCACCAGUUAAUUAGCAACUUAGGGUAAGUACUCACUGGUCAGGAGAUUAAGAUUGUUGAUUGGGUAAUCAGGUUUAGUUUCUUCAUCAUACAUGUGUUCUUUUAAUCUUCGUCACAUGACUGAAUUAAAAUAUGGUUUUGCGUGUACAAUUAUAGGGCUACUGUUAUUUUCAGGUACUGUAAUGGUAUCAGAAUCUGAACCCCUAAUACAUGUAGAAUGUUAGAAAUUUCAAUUUCAUUUGUAACACUAGUAAGAAUAUGGUACUGUUACUAAAUGUCCAAAUAAAGGUGUUUUAAAUAUUUUAUUGCUAUUUUGAUCUUUUGGGUCGAUAGAUAAUAUAUUUAUAGACUCGUUUUUGUGAAAAUCUCAAUUUCGAUCAAAAUCAAUAUUUUCACUUUUAGCUCAAUUUUAGACUUUGCACAUUCCGACUCAUUUUGCCAGCACGGGUCACAAUUUUGCGAUCUUAAAAUGGUGGCCAUAAGCUACAUGUACAUGUAGCAUGUUACUCAUUCACUACCUGGAAUAUAUGUUUGUUAAUGUAUAAAUAGAUAAAAAAAUACGUCCAGGUAAAAAAUUCACCACUUUACUUCAUUCUGACAUACAAUGUACAUUAAAUCAUAUACACAUGUAAGCUAGCUGUCUGCCCUCUAUAGGUAGCUUCAGAUAUUAAUAAUGUAUACAAAAUUAAAUUUUUACCAUACAUAUAUAUACAUUGGUAGAAUAAUGUACAUGUGUAAAUACAUGUACAUCAUUAUUAAUUCAACUGAUCAUUCUGCUCACAACAAGGUCCACUACUUCAAUCAAAGUUUGAGACCUACAUGCAUGUGCAUGUAGCACUACGAUGGCAUUGUGAAUUAGUUAAUUACUGCAUACUACAUGUAUCGUUGCAGUUAAUAAACCUAGUGAAUUUUAUCCAUAAAGCUGUCUGUUACUAAUUGUCCCCCACCAUUCGAAGAAAGCAGGGGACUAUUAAAUGGGUCUUUCUGUCUGUCCGUCACACCUUUUCGGCCACAAUAAAUCUCCUAAUUGAGCUACAAUGUUCAAACUUGGUGUAGGUGUUUAUUAGGUGAAUGUCUUCCUUGAUGGAGUUAUGAGCAUUUUCUGCUUAGGGUAAGCAGAGAUAAGCAAUUUGAUUGGUUGAUGUUUUGAGACAUGAUAACUUUGGUUCUAAUUAAGUGAGAGUAAUGAAACUUAUCGAUUCAUUACAUUAAUACCUUGACUAAGUUCGAUAAUGAGCAUUUUCUGCUUUAGAGUAAAGAGUGAUAAGCAAUUUGAUUGCUUGAGACUUUUAAACAUGAUAACUUUGGUUCUAAUUGGAUGAGUAUAGAUUCAUUAUGUGAAUACCUUGACUAAGUUUGAAGAUGAGAAUUUUCUGCUUAGGCUAAGCAAAGUAGCGAUAAAGAAUUUGAUUGGUCAAGACUUUAAAACAUAACAACUUUGCUUUUAAUUGAGGAAUGUUCAUUAGGUGAAUAUCUCAACUAAGUUGAUUGAUUAACUAAAGCUAUGCAGAGCUAAGCAAUAAUAAUUUCUUUGGUCGAUGCUUUGGGAUAACUUUGAUUGUAACUGAUGAAGAGUGAUGAAACUUAAUGUGUAGUUUCACUACCGGGGUAGGUGGGUACCGGUACUUCAAAACCUUGACUGAGUUUGAUAGUGAACAUUUAUGCUUAAACUAAUUAUAGAUAAUCGGUUUGAUUGCUGGACACUUGAAAAAGAUAAAUAUGCAAUUAAUUAAUAUGUGUCAUCUAUUUAUUUGGGGAUUUCAGUGGAGGGCAUCAGCCUCGCUGUUGGCUUGUUAUUGUACAUGUAAUAUGCAUAUAUAUCCCUUAGUUUUGUCAAAUGUCAUUCCUGAUAAUAAUUAAAUUUUUACUAGUAUUGUGCCAAAUAAACUAUUUGUAAUAUUUAUUUUGUGUAGUUUUCCAUGUGAAAGAAAUAUAUAUAUAUUAAAAUAUAAGUUUUAUGAAAUAUAUUACAUAAGAAUUACUCUCAAGUAGGGCUGCGCUCUUUAAUUCAUGUUUUUUCUGCUGCUAAGAUUUCAACAUGUAGUGGUUCUUUAUCAAAGAGUAUCUUGAAAUUAUCUGUAUUUUUACCCAUGAAAUUUUAUUUCAUUGUAUUUAAAACCUUUGGAUAUUUAAAGAUGUAAUUCUUAUGGAUGCCUGAUUUUAUGGUAGUAGUAAAAUCAUGAUACAGGGUACAUUUUUUUUAGCUGGUCUACUUUAUCACUCUGGUCUUGCAGGUAUAGAGAUUAGACACUGUUUAUUUCUUGUAACCUUGUCAUAAUACUUUGCUUGUUUUUUUAGAGAUGACUUUAGUUAUAAAAUCCCUUUCACUCUAUCAUAUGUAGGGAUAUUAUUUCUACAUUUAAAUUACAUUUAGUUAAACAACUGUCAUUUUUUUUCUGUCAAAAAUAGCAUUUUUGGUUAAUAUUCAUCAUUUAAUAUUUACAUGUAAUUUUUUUUUUAUUGUAACAGCCUUAUUCUACAAUCAUAUGGAGCCUUGUAGUCAUAAACAUUAGUUACAUUAGACCAACUUAUUGUUCUCUUAUAAUUGACCCAUUUGUGAUAACUGUCUUUUCAGAAAAAAAAAUGACACACUUAAAAAUUGAAACAAAUGAUCAAGGAAUAGAUGCUAUACACAUAUCUAUUGAAAUGUAGAUAUGUAUGUUAUUGUACAAAUGUAUUUUCUCUCUAAUAACUUACAUGUUGUAUAUGUCUAGGCUACCUGGUCUUUACAACCAGUAAUCUUUACAUAAAACUGUGUUCUUUUUAUCUUACAUGGUGGUCACAUGCCCAAUAUAAAAUGUUUAUAUACAUAAAAUGUCA